AUGUCUUGGAAGAGAAAUUAUUUUUCAGGGGGUCGUGGUAGUGUCCAAGGGAUGUUUACACCUCGAAGUUCAACUUCCAUAGCCCCCAGCAAAGGUCUCAGCAAUGAGCCAGGACAAAACAGCUGCUUCCUCAAUAGUGCCCUGCAGGUUUUGUGGCACUUGGACAUCUUCCGGCGUAGCUUUAGGCAGCUCACAACUCAUAAGUGUAUGGGAGAUUCCUGUAUCUUUUGUGCACUCAAGGGCAUCUUCAACCAGUUUCAGUGCAGUAGUGAAAAAGUGCUUCCAUCUGACACUCUCCGCAGUGCUCUGGCAAAGACUUUCCAGGAUGAACAGCGUUUCCAGCUGGGAAUUAUGGAUGAUGCUGCGGAGUGCUUUGAAAACCUCCUGAUGAGACUUCACUUCCAUAUUGCUGAUGAAACCAAAGAGGAUAUAUGUACUGCUCCACAUUGCAUCUCUCACCAGAAAUUUGCAAUGACGUUGUUUGAGCAGUGUGUCUGUACGAGCUGUGGCGCCACUUCAGACCCCCUGCCUUUCAUCCAGAUGGUACACUACAUCUCCACCACUUCCCUUUGCAAUCAGGCUAUUUGUAUGUUGGAAAGACGAGAAAAACCUUCACCAAGUAUGUUUGGGGAACUGCUACAGAACGCCAGCACCAUGGGGGAUCUGCGGAACUGCCCUAGCAACUGUGGAGAGAGAAUCCGUAUUCGCCGAGUAUUGAUGAACGCUCCCCAGAUUCUCACAAUUGGGCUGGUAUGGGAUUCUGACCACUCAGACUUGGCAGAGGAUGUCGUCCACAGCCUUGGCACCUGCCUUAAGCUGGGUGAUCUGUUUUUCAGAGUGACAGAUGACCGGGCCAAGCAGUCUGAACUGUAUUUAGUAGGAAUGAUCUGUUACUAUGGCAAACAUUAUUCCACAUUCUUUCUGCAAACAAAAAUCCGCAAGUGGAUGUAUUUUGAUGAUGCUCAUGUUAAGGAGAUUGGGCCCAAAUGGAAGGAUGUGGUGACCAAAUGCAUCAAGGGGCAUUAUCAGCCUUUGCUGUUGCUUUAUGCAGACCCCCAGGGCACCCCGGUGUCCACCCAAGACCUGCCUCCCCAAGUUGAGUUCCAGUCAUACAGCAGGACAUGCUAUGAUAGUGAAGACUCUGGGAGGGAGCCUUCCAUCUCAAGUGACACUCGAACAGAUUCCUCAACGGAGAGCUAUCCCUACAAACACUCCCAUCAUGAGUCUGUGGUCAGUCACUUCUCUUCUGAUUCUCAGGGGACAGUCAUCUAUAAUGUGGAGAAUGAUUCCAUGUCUCAGAGCAGUCGAGACACAGGACACCUGACUGAUAGUGAAUGUAAUCAGAAACACACAUCCAAGAAAGGGUCACUGAUAGAGCGCAAGAGGAGCUCUGGCCGGGUUAGGAAGAAAGGCGAUGAGCCACAGGCCUCCGGGUACCACAGCGAAGGAGAAACACUGAAAGAGAAGCAGGCUCCGAGGAAUGCCUCUAAACCAUCCAGCAGCACCAAUAGGCUGAGGGACUUUAAAGAGACAGUCAGUAAUAUGAUUCAUAACAGGCCAUCUGUUGCUUCUCAGACCAACCUAGGAUCUCCCUGUGGGGGCAGGGGAGGAGACCAGCUGGAAAAAAAACCUCCUAGGAUCCUGUCCUUGCACUCUCAGGACUGGGAAGUAGAGAGUACCAGCAGUGAGUCAAAAUCUAGUUCUUCUAGCAAGUAUCGUCCAACGUGGAGACCAAAACGGGAGUCUCUGAAUAUUGACAGUAUCUUUAGUAAGGACAAAAGGAAGCAUUCUGGCUAUACCCAGCUUAGCCCCUUUUCUGAGGAUGCAGCUAAAGAAUUUACACCGGAUGAACUUAGCAAGCCACCUGCUUAUGACAGUAAAGCUGGUGGACCCAGUCCCCGAUAUAAGCCCUGGGGCCCAGCACGUCCAGGCUCUCACCUUUUAGAGCAGCACCCUCGCCUGAUCCAGCGAAUGGAAUCUGGCUAUGAGAGCAGUGAGAGGAACAGCAGCAGCCCUGUCAGCCUGGAUGCCACUCUGCCUGAAAACUUGAAUGCCUGCAGGGAUCCAAGUGCUAAGAGAUCAGGUGGGUUGGUCCCUGCUUGGAAUCACAUCCCAAAGUCUCAUAGCAGUAGCGUCCUGGAGGUGGACGCCACAGCAUCCAGGAGUAGCUGGACAAAGAGUCAUCCUGUCUCAGGUGGAGAGGUAACUUCCAAAAGUGAACUGGAUGAGUUACAAGAAGAAGUGACCAGAAGAGCCCAUGAACAAGAACUUCGAAGGAAGCGGGAGAAGGAGUUAGAGGCAGCUAAAGGCUUCAACCCUCAUCCCAGCCGGUUUAUGGAUCUGGAUGAAUUGCAGAAUCAGGGAAGGAGUGACGGCUUUGAGAAGUCCCUGCAAGAGGCAGAUUCACUGUUUGAAGCGUCACUGCAUCUGGAACAGAAGGGAGACUGUGCUGCAGCUUUGGCUCUCUGUAACGAAGCUAUCUCUAAACUAAGACUUGCCCUGCAUGGUGCCAGCUCUAGCACGCACAGCAGAGCCCUAAUCGAUAAGAAGUUGCAAAUCAGUAUUCGAAAAGCACGGAGCCUGCAGGAUGGCAUGCAGCAACAACAGUCCUCACAGCAGCCGGUGCAGCCCUCAGCCUGCCUCUCAUCACAAGGGGGGGCCCUUCCUCAGCCGACAAGUGAACAACCUAUCCCGCUCCAAGUAUUGUUGAGCCAAGAGGCCCAGCCGGAACCGUGCACAGACACAGAGUUCGGGGCCAGUUCUUUCUUCCACUCACCUGCUUCCUGCCAUGAGUCACACUCAUCAUUGCUCCCAGAGAUACCUGCCCCAUCUGCCCCACAGCACAGCUCUUCUAAUAGAUCUGCCUCAAGCCUUCCGACUUUGGUUGCGGCAGAUAGCGUUGACCCUUCUGCAUUCCACAGUCAAGACUUACUGAAAACACCAGGGAGGACUGCAAAGAAUUCUUACCAUGGUUGGGAGCCAUUAGCCACCCCACAAUGUAAGCUGCAAGGCUCUAGAGGUGACAACAGCGGUUGUAGCAGGUGCCCCCCACAGGAAGGAAGAGCCACUGCUCAAGAACAACUGUUUCAAGAAAAGAGGGUUACUGCUGAUCCAUCCAUGGUGCUGCCUUGGUCACACCCGGCUGGAACAGCCCCCUCUGUAAGAGGUGGAGCACAUAGUCCUCCAAGUUCAUCAUCUCAGCCAAGUCUUCCCCGGUUCAGGGACUGCUACCCCAUAAUGCCUGCUACUUCUUCAUUUGUGCUUCUCUCUCCUGAUCCUGUGCAGAAAACUAACCAAUGCCUCCAAGCCCAAAGUCCCCAAACUUCAUUGACUUCAAAAGUGGGUGGAGGCAGUGAGGAGCCCUGUAAGGCAGAGUUUCCCAGCACAAAGGGGCUUGUCCGCUCUCUGGCAGAGCAGUUCCAGAGGAUGCAAGCUACUGCCACAAAGGAUGGCAUAGAUUCCCAGGAUAGAAGUUUGCCAAAUAAUGUAAGAAAGAAUUCUUCCCCUUCUGAAUCUAAGUCCUUUUCCUCACCGGAUCAAGGGAAAGGCCACUGGUCUUGGGCAAAAGAGCCACCCUACCGGGAUGGUAGGGACCGACUACCUUCUUGGGAAAAGCCCAGUGACCAUCAAUCUCUGGUCAGGAACUCGGGGUUGUCUGCUGGUGAAACUUCUAGGGGAGGACAGUCCAGGUUGGUAGAGUCGGGUACAUACAAAGGGAAGCCAUCCCAAGUGACAGAUGUUAGACCUAAGGAGUUGGACAACCGUGUUGAUUUGGGGACUUCCUUGCCUUUGGAUUCCUGGGUGAAUGCCACAAAGCUGUACGAUUCUCAACUUAAAUAUGGGGUCCCUGGGCCAGAAAUGAAGUCCUUCCCCCACGACUCCCAUGCCUAUCCAGAGAGAAACCACAUCCUUUUGCAUCCACAUUGGAACCAAGACACCGAGCAGGAGACCUCAGAAUUGGAAUCUCUCUACCAGGCCAGUCUCCAGACUUCUCAAGCUGGCUCUUCUAAAUGGGGGCAUCAGGAUGUGCCCUGGCACCCAUUUAGCCAAACCGGCGCUGCAGAUGGCAUGGGGAGGAAGCUGCACUCAGCCCCUGGCCUUGGUCUGUCCAAGACCCCAACAGCGGAAAUGGAGCAUGGUCUCUGUGAAGCCAACACAGUGCCUGCUUCUCAGGAGUCAUCAAACAUGAGGAAAAAACCUUUGGAAACCGGGCACCGUUGUUCCAGCUCCUCUUCUCUCUCUGUCAUCCAUGACCCUCCUGUGUUUCUCCUUGGUCCCCAACUCUACCCUCCCCAACCACAGUUCCUGUCCCCAGAUGUCCUGGUGCCCAGCAUGGCAGGGGAGCCCCAUAGACCCCCAGGAACUUCGAGGAAUGCCCAGCAGUUUCUGGCUGUGUGUGACAGGGGUGAAACUUCCCAAGGGAUCAAAUACACAGAAAGGACUUUGAGCUACCGGAGUCUCCCACAUCGCUCCAGGACAGAUUCCUCCUGGGGACCCUGGUCAGAGACUAACCCGCAUCUUGGGGCCAGAUUUCUGACAACUCCAGGGUGCCAGCCUUCACUAACUCACACUGCCAUACUACCAGAAAGAUGCCAGGGACUUCCGGUUCCUCAUGCACAAUCCUGGGGGGAUCUUUUCCACAUGCCCUCCCACCCUCCCAUUGUUCACCAUGUGUCCUCACAGUCCUGCAGUCUUCAUGUACCCCAGAGGUCAGCCUGGAAUUCGGGUCCUGUUCCAGGGUCCCGAGCUCCUGGUCCUCGAAGAGUAGAUAUGCCUCCAGAUGAUGACUGGAGGCAAGGCAGUUAUGCCUCCCAACCUGGACACAGGAGGACAGGGGGCGAAGGACUUCUGUUCGUUCUAGCAGAUGCCCCCAGAAGAGAGCAGAUGAGGGCCAGAGCCCUGCAGCACAGUAGGUGGUAA
Chrysochloris asiatica (Cape golden mole) is the source of this 4920-nucleotide messenger RNA. RefSeq names its product ubiquitin specific peptidase 54 (gene USP54). The coding region runs from base 1 to 4920 and encodes 1639 amino acids. Gene Ontology annotation, biological process: protein deubiquitination. Lineage: Eukaryota; Metazoa; Chordata; Mammalia; Afrosoricida; Chrysochloridae. The record is from RefSeq and is a predicted model, not a curated record. Gene Ontology annotation, molecular function: cysteine-type deubiquitinase activity. The transcript is spliced from 21 exons.